UCACAUCCUGCCACAGACACAUCUGAUUGGCAGAUACUAUGGCAUGUGCCCAUGUCAUAGCUAAAAGAAAGGCUGAAACAUUUGUAAUUUUUUAUGUAAUGGGAGAUGGGCUCCAUAUUAUAAGGUAGGGGAUUCUUCAAGAAGUUUCAAUACUGAGAAAUCAAAUUGAAUGACAAACAGGAACCAAAAAAUGCCAUGGUAGAGAUGAAGAGAACCCAAAACCUCUUUUUCUGUCCUUGUUUCCUUUUCUGAAACAAGUGACUAUAUACUCAAAGUCCAUGGGGAACAUGACGGAACCAUUCUAAAAACUCACUAACACCUUCAUGUCCAGCCAAGAACCAGCAAGUUCACAUCUUAUUUGAAGAAAACAAACCUUUAUAUGAGUUGGAAGCAUAGUAUCACAAACUGGCGUAAAGGGGUAAAUAGGUGCCUGAUUUGCUUCCAGUCAGCCAGGCCCAAUAAUGUCCUUCAAGCCUGCAGAACUACUGCCUCUGUUGUUCCUCCUCCACCCUGAAACAGAACCAAUAGCGGCUGAUCUUGUGUCUACCCCCAACCUUCUCUUUCGUGACAAAGCAACAUGCAAGUGGAAUCCCAAGAACCUGAUUUCAAACGGAUCAUAACAAAGAGGAGAUCAAAUUUAGCAUGGUGGACUGCUCGACAGGAUAUAUUUGUCACUGGAAUGUUUCCACAUAUUAUACCACCAACUUGAGAAAAAAUGAUCAUUGUUUAUUUGAAGCUUGAUGAUAUUCUAAGGCUGCCUUUUCUCUUCUCAUUUUAGAGAAAAAUGAGCAGGCGGAAUUGUUGGAUUUGUAAGAUGUGCAGAGAUGAAUCUAAGAGGCCCCCUUCAAACCUUACUUUGGAGGAAGUGUUACAGUGGGCCCAGUCUUUUGAAAAUUUAAUGGCUACAAAAUAUGGUCCAGUAGUCUAUGCAGCAUAUUUAAAAAUGGAGCACAGCGACGAGAAUAUUCAAUUCUGGAUGGCAUGUGAAACCUAUAAGAAAAUUGCCUCACGGUGGAGCAGAAUUUCUAGGGCAAAGAAGCUUUAUAAGAUUUACAUCCAGCCACAGUCGCCUAGAGAGAUUAACAUUGACAGCUCGACAAGAGAGACUAUCAUCAGGAACAUUCAGGAACCCACUGAAACAUGUUUUGAAGAAGCUCAGAAAAUAGUCUAUAUGCAUAUGGAAAGGGAUUCCUAUCCCAGAUUUCUUAAGUCAGAAAUGUACCAAAAACUUUUGAAAACUAUGCAGUCGAACAACAGUUUCUGACUAUAUAACUCAAAAGUUUAAAUAGAAAACGGUAUAUUGAAAGAGGUGGGUUUGAUCUUUUUAUUUAGAAACCCACAAAAUCAGGAACACAGUACAAAUAAAACAGAAAAAAAAACUGUAAGUUGAUUUUUAGUUCCUAAAAAGAAACAUAUCUCAAAAGCAAUGGAAUCUAGAAUUCUUAUAACAUGAACAACAAAAUGUACAGCAUACCUAUGUAGUUCAAUAAAUACAUAAGGAAAAGGAAGGUCUUUCUUCAUGAUACAAGCAUUAUGAAGUUUUUACUGUAGUAGUCAAUUAAUGGAUAUUUCCUUGUUAAUGAAAUUUGGUGUCAUAAUUUACAAAUUAGUUCUUUAAAAAUUGUUGUUAUAUGAAUUGUGUUUCUAGCAUGAAUAUGUUCUAUAGAGUACUCUAAAUAACUUGAAUUUAUAGACGAAUGCUUCUCACAGUACAAUCAAUUGUAUUAUACCAUGAGAAACUCAAAAAGAUGUUCUUCAGAGACAUUUUAUCUAUAAAAUUUUCCUACAAUUAUGUUCAUAAACAAACUUCUUUAUCACAUGUAUCUUCUACAUGUAAAACAUUUCUGAUGAUUUUUUAACAAAAAAUGUAUUAAUUUCUUCAUUUGCUCUUGCAUUUACAUUGCUAUAAGGAUAUAAAAUGUGGUUUCUAUAUUUUGAGAUGUUUUUUCCUUACAAUGUGAACUCAUCGUGGUCUUGGAAAUCAAUAAAGUCAAACAUCAACUAAA
Molecule: messenger RNA, 2006 nt
Organism: Symphalangus syndactylus (siamang)
Lineage: Eukaryota; Metazoa; Chordata; Mammalia; Primates; Hylobatidae
Gene: RGS13
Product: regulator of G protein signaling 13
Source: RefSeq, a predicted model, not a curated record